This is a messenger RNA of Schistocerca americana (American grasshopper), 1248 nucleotides long. Its product is annotated as gamma-glutamyl hydrolase-like. The coding region runs from base 230 to 1174 and encodes 314 amino acids. NCBI's taxonomy places the organism in Eukaryota, Metazoa, Arthropoda, Insecta, Orthoptera, Acrididae. Gene Ontology annotation, cellular component: vacuole. The transcript is spliced from 7 exons. Gene Ontology annotation, biological process: tetrahydrofolylpolyglutamate metabolic process. The record is from RefSeq and is a predicted model, not a curated record. Gene Ontology annotation, molecular function: gamma-glutamyl-peptidase activity.
ACCGUAAUUGUAUAAUGCAUCUCUGAAAAACUGCAGCUUAGCUAGCUUGAUUGCUCAUCGAGAAUUUGAGAUGCAUCGAGCUGUUCGAUACACAUUGUGAAACCGCGUUAAAAAUUUAAAAGUGUUAUUGUUUGCCUGUUCCUAUCAGAAGCCUCACUCGAAAGAUAAUUGUGCGAUAAGUAUUAUCUGUGCAAGUACGGAAGACAAAGUCGUACUGAAACUGUUAAUUAUGCAUAUUGCCGUAUGUCUGCUGAUCCUUUUUACAGUUGUAAAAGGAAUACCACUCAGACGGAAUGACAGACCGGUAAUAGGGAUUUUAUCUCAAGAACUAUCGCCAACAGUUUCAGGAAUAUUUGGAAAUCAUUCUAGCUAUAUCGCAGCGUCGUAUGUGAAGUAUGUGGAGGGGGCUGGAGGUAGAGUAGUACCUAUAUGGGUGAACCAGACCGAGUCCUAUUACAGAGAAGUAAUUAGUAGAAUCAAUGGACUUCUGUUUCCUGGUGGUGCUUCAUAUUUUACGAAUACUGAUGGCUAUGCAGCAGCAGGAGAAAUUUUGUACAAUUUAACCGUUGGUUUAAAUGAAAAUGGUGAUUAUUUUCCACUUUGGGGCACAUGUUUGGGAUUUGAGCUGAUGCUAUAUUUAGCAGCUGGUCAAAGAGAACAUCGUUGUUCCUGUUCUGCAAAUGAUGUUGCUCUUCCUCUAGAGUUUACACAUGAUUUCAAUGAAAGCAGCCUUUUUGGUGCAGCUCCACAGAAUGUUAUAACUGCUCUUGGGUCACAGAAUAUUACUGCCAAUUACCACAACUUCUGCGUAACUCGAAAGAACUUAACGGAAUUUGGCUUGAGUGGGCAGUGGCAUGUCCUCUCUGUGAACCAUGAUAUAAAUGGUGUGGAAUUUAUAUCAUCUAUCCAGUCAAGACUGUAUCCUUUUUAUGGUGUCAUUUUUCAUCCAGAAAAAAAUGCAUAUGAAUGGAAAUCAAAUAAAAACAUACCCCAUAGUUCAGAUGCAGUGGUUGCGAUGCAGUACUUUGCAAACUUUUUUGUGAAUGAAGCUCGUAAGAACUUUCACAGCUUUCCAUCAGUGGAAUCUGAAGAGUCUGCACUUAUUUAUAAAUAUACUCCUACAUAUACAGGUGAUCAUCUUAUCUAUGAACAGUGUUAUUUUUUUGAUUACUAACAGUUAUAGGUGUACUCGCCCGACAUUUUUGAAAGAAUAAUAUGUCAAUAAAUGGGAUGAGAUGGAGCAAGUCA